GGGGGUGGGGGUGGCAGCAAAGGUAGGAGAGAGCUGCAGAUAGGGGCUAGCAGAAAGCCUGCCACACUGUAGUGUGCCAGUUCUCAUCCCUAAAAGGGGCCGGGAGGCAGGAAGACAGGCAAACAAGGGAGCUAGAUUGCAUUGAGGUGGGUGGGUCAUCUCUGUAGUGCAGCCCGAGUUCCAGGUUCCCUACUUUGUGACAGAGGUUCAUCGUGGAAAGCAUGGCUGCACUCAUCACUUGGGCCCUCGCCCUCCUCUCAGUGUUUGCAAGCACACAGGCACGGAAGAGCUUCUGGGACUACUUCAGCCAGAACAGUUGGAACAAAGGCAUGAUGGGCCAGCCGCAGAAGCUGGCACAGGAGAACCUGAAAGGCAGCUUCGAGCAAGACCUCUACAAUAUGAACAAUUUUCUAGAAAAGCUGGGACCCUUGAGAGGGCCUGGGAAGGAGCCUCCUCUGCUGGCCCAGGAUCCAGAAGGCAUCCGGAAACAGCUGCAGCAGGAGCUGGGGGAAGUGAGCGCGCGCCUGGAGCCCUUCAUGGCUGCGAAGCACCAGCAGGUAGGCUGGAACUUGGAGGGCCUGAGGCAGCAGUUGAAACCCUACACAGCAGAGCUGAUGGAGCAGGUGGGCCUGAGUGUGCAGGAGCUGCAAGAGCAGCUGCGAGUGGUGGGAGAAGACACCAAGGCUCAACUCCUGGGGGGUGUGGACGAGGCGCUGAACCUGCUGCAGGACAUGCAGAGUCGAGUGCUGCACCAUACAGAUCGGGUCAAAGAGCUUUUCCACCCUUACGCAGAGCGCUUGGUGACCGGAAUUGGGCACCACGUGCAGGAGCUGCACCGGAGUGUCGCUCCUCAUGCAAUUGCCAGCCCCGCGCGACUCAGUCGCUGCGUGCAGACCCUGUCUAACAAACUCACACUUAAGGCAAAGGACCUGCACACCAGCAUCCAACGCAACCUGGACCAGCUGCGCGACGAGCUCAGCGCCUUCAUCCGUGUCAGCACAGAUGGGGCAGAAGACGGAGACUCCCUGGACCCUCAGGCUCUCUCGGAGGAGGUCCGCCAGAGACUGCAGGCUUUUCGACAUGACACCUACCUGCAGAUUGCUGCAUUUACUCAGGCCAUUGACCAGGAGACAGAGGAAAUCCAGCACCAGCUAGCACCACCCCCGCCUAGCCACAGUGCCUUUGCUCCUGAGUUGGGACACUCAGACAGUAAUAAGGCCCUGAGCAGACUGCAGAGCCGACUGGACGACCUGUGGGAAGACAUCGCCUAUGGCCUUCAUGACCAGGGCCAUAGUCAUCUGAGUGACCCUGAGGGUCAUUCGGGUUAACCCUCCAGCUCAUUGUCUGGACCCUGAGCCGCUAGCAUGGCCUAUUAGGCAGAGGGUGGAGGGUCCUGCACACUAUAGGUGGGGCCACUAAAGGUGCUGCUGUCCCAAUCUACCCAGCCUCCUCAACUCCCCCACUCAGGGAGGGGCAUUACACACAGUAGGUUUGCUAACCCAGCUUCUGGUGCUCAUUUGGGACUCCUAAGUAGCAAGAGUGGGGUGCCGGGAGUGGGGAGAUGGUGUGUGGGGGAGACUGACCGCAAGCCAGUGCUUGACCGUGCUGGAGACCUGUGCCACCACAACCUGGAGUCGGGCUCCCCUGACUUCUCGCAGCCUGGUGCUCGCUGUUAUAGUUGGUCCACGGAGAGGAACUCCUGUCUCCCCAGGGUUGUCAGGAGAGCUUUUGAAGGAAGGGAGCGGGGGGAGAGCAUGAUGCAGAGAGCAUGUGAUGGAGUGUGUACAUCCCUGCCAGUGGUCCUGCUGGUGGGUCAGUGACGGGGUGGGGCAGAGCCCCUAUUUCCGUAGAGAACUCUGAACCGAGACAUCCACGCGGUGGGGGAGGGCUUCUAAAAAAAUCCUGUACAGAGCAAACCGUGUGCCUUCCUCAUCAUACAGUCCCUACCUCCUGACUCUCGGGGUGGAACUGACUUUUGGUUGGAAUGAAAUAGAUGCUCAUGAUGGAA
Mus pahari (shrew mouse) is the source of this 2008-nucleotide messenger RNA. RefSeq names its product apolipoprotein A5 (gene Apoa5). The record is from RefSeq and is a predicted model, not a curated record. The transcript has 4 exons. Gene Ontology annotation, molecular function: phosphatidylcholine-sterol O-acyltransferase activator activity; cholesterol binding; phospholipid binding. Gene Ontology annotation, cellular component: chylomicron; blood microparticle; extracellular region. Lineage: Eukaryota; Metazoa; Chordata; Mammalia; Rodentia; Muridae. Bases 222 to 1328 code for a protein of 368 amino acids. Gene Ontology annotation, biological process: very-low-density lipoprotein particle remodeling; phospholipid efflux; cholesterol homeostasis.